This is a messenger RNA of Paraglomus occultum, 918 nucleotides long. NCBI's taxonomy places the organism in Eukaryota, Fungi, Glomeromycota, Glomeromycetes, Paraglomerales, Paraglomeraceae. The record is from the annotation of a GenBank genome assembly.
AUGUCUGAACCUGUAGAGAAUUUAUACAGUUCUAGUCCUCUAUCAGAAGACGAAGGGUUUACUGUUGGCCGAGGUUCAACGUCGCCGGAGCAUACGAGUUUGGACAAAAUGACAUCACCUUACUAUUCAUAUCGUGUUGAUAAGGCAAUACAGAAGCACGAUUCCCAUUAUUGGGCCAGACAUUUUUCAAUCCUGCCUCCCCGAACGGAGUCGCCUGCCAAUACCACUUUUGAAACUCCACCCACACUGCAAUCUGCCAAAGUGCCAUCCCGCGCUUCUACACCUAUCGUUGAAGUUGAGAACGAAAGUCUCCGUGAGCUUCGUACCAUCUACACGAAUUUCCAGAAAUGUCUGGACUUACGUGACAAGUAUAUGGUGUUGUCGUUGCAGAGGUUAGGCGAUAAUCCAAAGGAUGCAGACGGUUGGAAGAUUUAUCCGCCUCCACCCCAACCAACUUGGCCGAACCAUGGAUUGACUAAUGGUGGAAAUAAUGAUAACAACGACAGCAUGAAGGAUGGGAAGAAGGAAAAGAAGCAAGUUGGAGAGGAUUUUCACUUUGAGGAGUGUGAGAUGCCUGGUGUCGAUGAGCGUUUAUUUGAACUUGACGCGACCGGUGUUUACAGAGUUUACGAAAACGAAGAUGAUUUACACAAUAACAAACCGGCAUAUACUGUUCCAAGUAUUAAAGAAUACUUUGUGGAUCUGGACUUUAUUCUUGAUGUGAUAUCUGAUGGACCAGCGAAGAGUUUCGCGUACAGAAGGUUACAGAUUUUGGAGAGUAAAUGGAGUAUGCAUGUUUUACUGCACGAACUUGAGGAAAUUGCUGAGACAAAGGUAGUUCCACAUAGAGAUUUUUAUAAUGUACGGAAAGUCGACACACACGUGCACUUGUCCUCGUGUAUAUCGGUUGUAUUAUGA